AUGACUGCGACAUCUAGCUCAUCAACGCCUACAACAGUCAGAGCACGCGCCGAAAGCGAGGAGCGUAUGAGCUUUGUGUUAUAUGUUCAGACCUCGACCACACUCUCGACCUCGCUGUCAUUCAUCUUGUAUCCUCCUCCCACAUCGUUCACAACAUUGAAGCCUUCGAACUCUACAAACUCUACGCCAGGAUCUACGCUCACUCCCACUCCUCUGAACUCGACAACUUCGCCACAACCUACCACCGUCCCUGAGGGAAAGCCCAAGCCAAAAGAGACAUGGACGCUCAACAUCGAAAGCGGAAGCAAGGGCAUAAACAUCGGAACCUGGUCUCUCGACGAGACAUACUACGGCCUCCGCAACGGCCUCCGCGAACGCUGCGGCGACCCCGUCCUGCCCCCGAUAACGCCGCGCAAAAAAGCCAAACAAGCCGCGCCCGCGCCCGCGCCCACCAAGCAAUGGGGCUCCAACACCUGCAGCUCCGAAGCCUCGCUCUUCAACCGCGAAUACUCGACCUCUGGCGGCGAGCAAUUCUGGGCCGAGAAAGUCGUGCACGUGAGAAUCGCAUCCAGCUUCAUCCCCGCGUCGUACGGGCUCAAUCUGCAGAACAUCUUCAUCGAGCAGGUGGUGGAUAUCUACAGGCUGGCGGUGGUGGACGGCAAGAAUUGCUUGCAGUUUGACUCCAAGACGACGUCGUGUCCUGCGUGCAUCGCGUUGAUGUGUACGCAGAAGAUGCCGGGCAAGGACCUGGGCGUGGGUGUCAAUAAGAAGACGAGGAUCAGGCGCUGGUGUAAUGUGCCGGAUUAUGUGCGUGUUGCGCUGACUGAUGCGGGGGGGAAGGAGCAGGCGCAUAUGAAGGUCGAGGUGCAGUUCGUCUGUCCGAAAGAAAAGGACCAACUUUUUCCGAAGGGGUGUAUCAAGGACAUGGGCAGGUUUGAUUGCGUGGCUGUGAUGGGUGCGGUGAGUGGGGAGGCCAGAGGGAAUGGGACGAGGGGUGCGAUGCUGAAGAAGGCAACGGAUGGGAAGGAUGUCGAUGUCGUCGCUGACUGCCCGGAUAAGGAAGUCACGGGGACGUGUCCAAACAAAGGCGCAGAAUGCAUGUACAAGAUCGGUGGAUGUUUCAGAGGGCUUCUGAAAAACUAUUGA
This is a messenger RNA of Parastagonospora nodorum SN15, 1146 nucleotides long. RefSeq lists its product as hypothetical. The record is from RefSeq and is a predicted model, not a curated record. Bases 1 to 1146 code for a protein of 381 amino acids. The transcript is spliced from 2 exons. NCBI's taxonomy places the organism in Eukaryota, Fungi, Ascomycota, Dothideomycetes, Pleosporales, Phaeosphaeriaceae.